Molecule: messenger RNA, 3886 nt
Organism: Felis catus (domestic cat)
Lineage: Eukaryota; Metazoa; Chordata; Mammalia; Carnivora; Felidae
Product: olfactory receptor 8S1-like
Exons: 1
Coding region: 1650-2561 (303 amino acids)
Biological process (GO): G protein-coupled receptor signaling pathway
Cellular component (GO): membrane
Molecular function (GO): olfactory receptor activity; G protein-coupled receptor activity
Source: RefSeq, a predicted model, not a curated record
UCCCAAGCAGGAUCCGUACUGUCAGUGCAGAGCCCAAUGUGGGGGCUUGAACUCAUGAACCAUGAAAUCAUGACCUGAUCUAAAGUCAGACACUUAACUGACUGAGCCCCCAGGCACUCCCAACAGCUCACCCUUCUUACUUUCUUCCUAUUCCCUCUUUUAGUGGUCAGUUCCUUUCCAUGAAAGCUCCCAGAACAGUUUCUCCAGAAAUUUGUCUUCAACCACUUAAAAGUCUUCUUAAAUAAGUUCAUGUCAAACACAUGAAACAGAUAUAAUUGUUCCAUUUUAAAGAUGUGAAAAAUUGUCCUUCAGAAGGUUUAAGUUCAUACAGCUUUCAGUUCUUAGGUCCAGCUUUUUAAUUCUAAACACAGUGCUAUAUUUAAGACAUAGCUAUGUAGUCCUCUAAGCAUACCUUAAAUGGCUCAAAAAAUAUGUCAUCCCUCUGCUGGCUGUGUUGUGGUAGGAGGAGCACUGGACUGAGAGCAGAGUGUUCUGGCUCAUUCCUAGCUGUUCUGCUGAUCAGCUGUGUGAUGCAGAGCAAGUCCCCUCAUCUCGGUGGGCCUUCAUCUCCCUGCUAGAGAUGCUAUGAGAACCUGACCUCGUGGGCUUGAGGACAGAGCAAGCUUGUCUGCGGCACAUCCACCCUUUCCCACACACAUUUCUCCAGUUUUGCAGUAUGAACUGAGUCACAGGUUACUCUUGAAGGAUCUUGAAAUGUUUGGGAAGCCCUGUGCAAUCUGUAGUAACAUUUUCCAAGUCCUUUCUUCACAUCUUUACCCAAAAUUCAGACAAUGAGAGGGUGAGUUCUCUAGUCCUUGGCUUUAGGACCCAAACCUAAAUAUGAAAACACUUGCAACUCAAUUGUCUGUUUUCUGAAACAGUUUCACUUGAUGCCUCACAUUUGUUUGUUCUCAUAACUAUACUCUUAAGGGUCAAAGUGUGUAGUUUGAUUUAGGUUCCAAAGAUGUUUGCUAUAUUCACUGACAGAAUUAAUGAGAGGGCCAAAGGGCAGAAACUCUGAAAGUCACUGUUAUUAGUUGCCUAGGGCUGAUGUAACAAAGUACCAGCAACCGGCUUAAAACAACAGAAAUGUAUUGUCUCACAGUUCUAGAGGCUGGUGUAAGUAGGACCACUCCCCCCUGCUAAAACUUGUAUGGAAAAAUCCUUCCUUGCCUCUUCCUAGCUUCUGGUGGUGGCUGUUAAUCACUGGGAUCCCUUGGCUUGCAACUGUAUCACCCCAAUCUCUGCCUGUGUUGUCACAUGGCUGCCUUCGCUCUGUGUGUCUGUUUUCACAUGGUACUCUCCUCUUCCUUAUAAGGACACCAGUCAUAUUGGAUUAAGAGCCCAUCCUAUUCCAAAAUAAGAUAAUCUUAAUUUACCACAUCUGCAAUUAUCCUAAUUCCAAGUAAGGUAACAUUGUGAGGUGCUGGGGGUUAGGACUUCCAACAUAUUUGGGGAGUGGGGAUAUAAUUCAACUCAUAUCUAUCACAAUUGGAAAUACUCAACUUAUUUACCUUUUCUGUUGUUAAGCUGAAAGGAGUAUCUCCUGAGAAGUUUUAGGGUGUGGGAGUGAUAGUCUGAUUACUAAAGACUACUCAGAUUCUGUAAUACAGUUGAUUUCUUUCUAGGGUUGGAAUUUAUAAACAGCCAUGGAUAACUUCACUUUCUUCACUGAGUUCAUCCUCCUCGGGCUGUCUGCUGACGGCCGCAUCCAGACUCUGCUCUUUGUGGUGUUCCUGGGGAUUUACCUCCUGACCCUGGUGGGGAAUCUGGUGAUGAUCCUGGUGAUCAGAGGGGAUUCUCACCUCCACAUCCCCAUGUAUUUUUUCCUUGGACAUCUGUCCUUCCUAGAUAUCUGCUUCUCUUCAGUUACUAUGCCCAAAAUGCUACAGAACUUCCUGUCUCAGAAGAAAAGCAUCUCUGUGUGGGGCUGUAUCACCCAGAGUUUCUUUUUUCUUCUCUGUGGGUGUGCGGAAGCCAGUCUGCUCUCUGCCAUGGCCUAUGACCGCUAUGCUGCCAUCUGCCACCCUCUGCUCUAUACCAUGGUCAUGAACAGGCCUCUCUGCAUGGUAAUGGUCAGCGCAGCAUGGGGAAUAGGGGUUCUGAACUCACUGGUAAAUAAUCUUUUCAUCCACAAGUUACAUUUCUGUGGGUCCAACAUCAUCUUCCACUUCUGCUGUGAGCUGCCCUCACUCUUCCCUCUGUCAUGUACUGAUCCCACUGCCAACAAGUUCCUUCUGUCAGGGUCCAGUGCAUUUCUAGGGCUGCUGACGCUUCCCCUGAUCCUCUUCUCUUACUCCAGAAUCAUUUCUGCCAUUCUGAACAUCCGCUCCUCUGAGGGCCAAGCCAAAGCCUUCUCCACCUGCUCCUCCCACCUCACCGUGGUGCUCUUGUUCUAUGGGACGGCUCUAUUCAGGUACAUCAGCCCUGCCUCAGGCUCAGUGUUGGAGCGUGUGGUCUCCAUUCAGUACAGUGUGAUCACAUCCUUGCUGAACCCCCUCAUCUACAGCCUCAAGAACCAGGAGGUGAAGGCUGCUCUGCAGAGGAUACUGAGGCAGUAAAUGCACUCCUCAGAUGAAGGAUUCUCUGUGUGGGGUUCAGUCAAAGAAUGGGGAGGAGAGAUCUUCAGCAAUACCUGCAAAGGAUGAAAGACAUUUGAGGUCAGUGGUUCUCUAAGUGUCAUCCACAAGUCAGCAUCAGCAGCAUCUGUGAGCUUGCUAGAAAGGCAGAUUCUCAGGCCCAACCACUAAUCUACGGAAUCAACAGUAGAGCUCAACGAUCUAUGUUUUAGUCAACUAGGUGAGUGUGAGAAGUAUGAGAAAAAAAAUGUUCUAGGACAGCUAAUGUGUUUGAGAAACUUGUCUUUGGUGAAAGACAAAAUAUUGACAUCUCAAAAUGUAGAAUCUCUUUUCAGUGGGAGAGUUAGUCUGUCAAGUAGUCAAGAUGAGAACAUUUGAUUGUGUGAUCUUAUGAUCACACUUUCUGCAAGACUGGGAAAGAGAAAAAUAAAAAUCUACAUUAUUUUAAGACCUUACCACUUGUUGGGAUGAGCACUAGGUGUUGUAUGGAAACUAAUUUGACAAUAAAUUAUAUUUAAAAAAAAAAAAAGACCUUGGAAAGAGGGGAAGAGCUCCACUGAAGGCAGACCAGCCCAUUCCCUCCACCACCAUUUGGGAGCGUCAUUCUAAAAGGUUCUUCGGAAGCUAGCACAGCAUAAAGCCAAGGGACAGAUGUCCCAGAACAGUGACUCACAAGCGCUUCCUCCACCUCACCUAGAGCACCUGAGGUCAUCAAAUAGCCAGUGUUCCUGGUUAGUGGUCACUAGUUUGUCUUAGAGAGUAAAGACAGCCUGAGGCUAUGUGGAAGCAAUAGACCAGAUGAACUGGAACUUCCUAUGAGAGUACUUUCACUGAGAACUCCUGCUUACUGACCUGGUUGCCCUGGGCCACGCUGUCAGGAGCUCUGGGGGCUGAGUUCUUGCUUCUUUACAUUUUGUCACAAGACUGCAUUUUCCAUAUUCUUCCUAAGGGUCUGCAUGCCCUCUCAAUCUUUAUCUUUUUAUCUUUCACUUAAGAAAUAGAGCAUUCCCAGAGCCUUAGGAGCUCCAUGUGUGGCCCCCAUCAUAUCACUCUUUCCUCUCCCCAGAGGUAACUAUUGUCCUGAAAUGCACAGUACUUGGUACUCAUUCCCUUGCUUUUAUUAAAAGUUUGCCACUUAUUUGUGAUCCCUAAAUAAGACUGGUGAGUUUUGCCUGUUCUUGAAAUUCAUAUGAGUAGAAUUAUGCUGUAAGUUUUUUUCUAUGACUUGCUUCUUUCACUUAACAUGAUUUAUUCUUGUUUUUAGGUAUGUCUUCAUAAGUAGCAUAGAGCUGCAUUUUUAUUAUUUU